AUGAAAGUCCUCAGCCUCCUCUUGCCUCUCCUCCACUCGUGCUGGGCUUCGCAUCCACCCAGGGCUCAGGUCCCCCUGCUUGACAAUGACAAUGUCGAUCUGACCGACAGCAACCACUACUCCGGCAUCAGGACAUUCGCGAACUGCCCCAGCGCAAGGGACCCGAAUGGAGCAUCUACACUGGUACACUCCCCUCCCUCCCACACCGGACCUCCCUCGAUGCUAACAAGCCCCAAAGGCCGCAACCCCCUCGCCGCCUGGGCCACGGUAGUCGACUGCGGCGACGCCCACCUCACCUGGCUCGACAGCCGCGUCUCCCUCCAGCGCCUCGACAAGGCCCACGAGGUCCUCGCCGGCCGCCGCGCCGCCAACGCCUCCGUCUCGGCGACGCCGCGCAUCCUCACGCUCGGCGGCGACCACACCACGACCCUGUCCGCCCUGCGCUCGACCUCGGCCCGCUGGGGCCCCGUCUCCGUCAUCCAUUUUGACAGCCACAUCGACACCUGGGACCCGGCCGUCCUCGGCGGCGACAUAUCCGACUACGCCGCCCUCAACCACGGCACCUUCCUGCACGUGGCCCACGAGGAGCGCCUCAUCCUCAACUCGUCCGUCCACGCCGGCGUCCGCGCGCCGCUGGUGCGCCGAAAGGGCGAUCUCCGCAACGACGCGCGCUGCGGCUUCGCCGUGGUCACGGCGCGGGACAUUGACGCGCUCGGCGUCCAGGGCGUCGUUUCGAGGAUCCGCGAACGCGUUGGCGAUUCGUUGGUGUACAUCAGCGUCGAUAUCCAUGUCCUUGAUCCGGCCUUUGCGCCAGGGACAGGUACGGCUGAAUCUGGCGGCUGGUCUACGCGCGAGCUGCUGGCGAUCCUGGACGGGCUUGAGGGCUUGCCUGUUGUGGGUGCGGAUGUCGUUGAAGUGGCCCCGGCGUAUGACACGAAUGGCGAGAUUACCGUGCUUGCUGCUGCUGAGAUUGCGUACUCGCUGGUUGACCUCAUGGUAUUUCGGCCCGUGAAGUCCAAGGCGGAUAACGGGAAGUGA
Verticillium dahliae VdLs.17 is the source of this 1038-nucleotide messenger RNA. Its product is annotated as proclavaminate amidinohydrolase. Gene Ontology annotation, molecular function: agmatinase activity; metal ion binding. The transcript is spliced from 3 exons. NCBI's taxonomy places the organism in Eukaryota, Fungi, Ascomycota, Sordariomycetes, Glomerellales, Plectosphaerellaceae. The coding region runs from base 1 to 1038 and encodes 345 amino acids. The record is from RefSeq and is a predicted model, not a curated record.